AUGAACAUGAUUUCCUUCAAUUUAUUGGCUACUGAGAUUAUAUCAUAUUAUGCGAGCUCAGCUAGCGCCGAAAAUUAUCCAUCUGUGGCACACACUGCAACCAUAAAUGGUUUUGCUGAUCCAAUUUACUAUGAACUUCCUGAAUGUGCUCAUUCAUGUGUCAAAAAAGACACUGACGCCAUGUCAUACUGGAAUACAGGCUGUAUUUGUGUUAUGUCAAACUGGGGUGCUGAAUGUAUUGCCGAAAAUUGCAAGGGCAGUGAAGUUUCAACUGCAACCAGUUUAGCUACCUCUAUUUAUUUCAGCGCCGGUGUUCCAACAUACUGGUAUAUUCCAGCCAGUGAUGUAACCGCUUUACUAUCUGCUGCUGAAGCUACAGUUACUUCGCAGAAUUAA
This is a messenger RNA of Debaryomyces tyrocola, 396 nucleotides long. The record is from the annotation of a GenBank genome assembly. Lineage: Eukaryota; Fungi; Ascomycota; Pichiomycetes; Serinales; Debaryomycetaceae.